UCUGUCGAUUUCUUUGUUCAUUCUGCAUUCAAGCAGGGUUAAGCAUUACCAUGAAUCUUUGUCUGCACACAGGGUGGACAUUUUUUUGCCCAUGCAUCCGUCCAUGGCCUUGGUUCAGAGUUAGUUCUUAGGGCCGACGAACGGUCUCUUACGGAGUCUCUUCGGCCUUGACCCAUUUGGGGGGGAAAGAAGACUCGGUUACCCGCAAUAACCAAUUAAGGAGAGAAGGAGAGAGGGAUCGGCUCAAACUCUUCGAUUCGAGCGAACUUUUCAUUGGAACUCUUCGAUUCGAUUUCAAAUUACCGCAACUUUUGGUUUUCCGGCUGGUGGUCUCGUUCCUCUUCGGUGAUUACAAGGCCGUGAGAAUUAUUUCGGACGUAAGGUUUUGGGUCAUCGAUCGCGUUGAACAGAUUGAUUGCUGUCGAAUUUGAAAAGAACUGAUCAACUGCGGUGCUUGUUCGCUUCAGUAAGAAGACAGUCAGGAAUAGAUAGAGGGACUCCAUUGGUACACUGAAUGGGCAACAAGGCUGUUGAAGGAGGUGCAGAAGAGGAGAAAUGGUUGAGGAAGGAAAGAUCGCGCCUCAUUUGGCCCUUAUUCUACGUCCUUUUCCUCCACAUCGUCGCGUUUUACUUCUUUACUAGAGGUUUCCUUCUUACGAGAACUGAGCUUUCUUUUGUUAGCAACUGUUCCGAUGCCGCUGCAGCUCCCUGUCAGAAUUCUUGCCUAGGGCCACAUAUGGUUCCGAAUGAAGAUGUUGAGUUUGCCGGCAGUUUAUUGGUGGAGAAGCAGAAUAAGUGCUGGACCAAACCAGCAGUUGAUCGGCUCGUCAUCAUAGUUCUUGAUGCCUUAAGGUUUGAUUUUGUGGCCCCCAGUACUUUCUUUGAAGACAAAAAGCUGUGGAUGGACAAGCUAAAAGUGCUGCAAAAACUGGCCUCAGACAAGGAAUGCUCUGCUCGAAUUUUCAAGGCUAUUGCUGACCCCCCAACUACCAGCUUGCAACGCCUGAAGGGUUUAACCACAGGCAGUUUGCCGACCUUCAUUGAUGUGGGAAAUAGUUUCGGAGCCCCUUCAAUCAUUGAAGAUAACUUGAUAUAUCAGUUAGCUACAAAUGGCAAGCGAGUCGUUAUGAUGGGAGAUGAUACAUGGAUGCAGUUGUUUCCAAAUCAUUUUCAUUCAUCACAUCCAUUCCCAUCCUUCAAUGUGAAGGAUCUUGACACGGUGGAUAAUGGAGUGAUUGAGCAUUUGUUUCCAGCUUUAUAUAGUGAGGAUUGGGACGUUCUUAUUGCACAUUUUCUUGGAGUGGAUCAUGCAGGGCACAUAUUUGGUGUUGAUUCCAGUCCCAUGAUUGAAAAGUUGAAGACAUACAACCAAGUUCUUGAGAAAGUUGUAGACAUUCUAAAGAACCAUUCAGGUCCUGGAGAAUUACAUGAGAACACCUUCCUUAUUGUAUUGGGUGACCAUGGACAAACUGAGAAUGGUGACCAUGGUGGAGGAACUUCUGAAGAGGUAGAAACAUCACUCUUUGCAAUGAGUGCAAAAAAACCUCCAGGAACCAUACCAGCUGCACUUGAUAACUCCCGUUGUGGUUUUGACACGGAAGGCAAGGAAGUUUGCAUAAGCUCCAUCCAACAGCUUGAUUUUGCAGUAACAAUUGCUGCUAUGGUUGGGAUUCCAUUUCCUUAUGGAAGCAUUGGACAGAUUAAUCCAGAAUUAUAUGCAUUAAGUCCUGGUACAUGGUAUGCACAUACAACUAGUCCAUCAAGCAAAUGUUCAAAUGUAAUCACAUGGAUGCAGCGUUAUCUCUAUGCUCUCUGUAUUAACAGCUGGCAGGUCAAGAGGUACAUUGAUCAGUAUUCAGCUUCAUCAAUCUUGAGAUUUCCAUCAGAAGAUUUGAUUCGUUUGGCAGAAUCUUAUUCAGAAGCCCAGUCAAAUUGGUCACAUAUUCUUCACAAUGAAUGUCCGUUAAAGGUUGACCCUCUUGGUCAAAAUUGUGAUUAUGUAAAUAUUCUUUUGGGUCAAAUCAAUGCAUAUUCAAAAUUUUUAGGGGAUGUUGCAGAACUUGCUCGCUCUAAGUGGACUCAGUUUGAUAUUAAACUGAUGAGUGCUGGACUUUGUGUACUGUUAGCUUCAUUGCUUGUCCAGCUAUUUUCCAUUGAGAGGGCAAGAAUGUCAAAACCAAGUGUUACACAAAACAGUUGUUUUAUUAGGAGAAGCUUCUGCAGAUAUACUGUCAUAUUGUUGGUGAUUUUUUGUAUUCUAGGGUUGGUAUCAUUGGCAGCAUCUUCAUUGAGCCAUAAUUCUAUGGCCACAUUAAUGUAUGCCAAAAGGGAGGAGUUGUUCCUUUACCUUUUUGGUGGUACGGUUCUCUUUUCAGCCAUCAGUUUUGUUCUGGAGCAUCUCAAGUUUGUGAGAUAUUUACGCCAAGCCAAGAUCAAGUGGGUGUCUGCAUCUGCCCUUUCUAGUCAGGAUGCUAUUGUAGCGGGUAAUAGAGGUUCUGGCUCCAUAAAUAGUUUAGGCAUUUCAUCAAGGACUAUUCUUGCGGCACUUGUUCUGGUGAUACGUGCUUGCAGUUUGCUCUCAAACAGUUACAUAUUGACAGAAGGAAAGGUUGCUCACUUUCUUUUGGCCACAACUGGUAUUCUUAACUUGCAAUACUCAAUUGCAAGUGAAUCAAUGAAAACUGAAGCAUUUGCAUUUCUCUUUCUAAAUUUUGUUCUUCGAGUUAUUGGUGAAGGAGGUUUAUCCAAACAGAUACUUACAUCGUUGCCUUCUGCAACGCUUGAAGUUGAAUGGUGGGAUCAUUUUUGGCUGAUAUGUACAGGGAUAUUGCCUAUGGUACUUCUAGUUUGGGUCAUAUCCUUGAUCUUCCAACCGAUUGGUCUCAACUCAAAUUGGAAAACUUUGAAGUGUUACUUUCCUGCUAUCACCAUAUUGAGUUAUGCACCCAUAAUUGUAUACUGGGCUUUAGAAGGCAAAUUGCUGCCUAUAACAUUUAUUCUUAAGUAUGUAGGGAAAAACAUUUUUCCCCGUCUAGUUUAUGCCUUCAGUUUUGGGAUGAUCAUUUUUUUAGCCUACUUUCAAAAGUGCAAGCAGAAAUCCAGAUAUGCGGAUGACCCUGAAGGGUUGACAGUUGCUACAGUGGCCAUGUUAGUUGCCUGGAGUUCAACUAUCUUAUUGUUAAGUGGAAGACAAGGCCCACUCAUUGCUAUUCUAUCUAUUUUUGAAGGAUGGUGCAUAAUAAAGUUGCAAAAGCUAGUGAGGCAGCAGGAACAUACCAAUAAAAAAAGUUGUAGCUGCGGGUCCGAUGUAUUUGCAGUAACCCAAUGGAACCUUGUAGCUGUCUCAUUGUUCUAUUGUCUCGGCCAUUGGUGUACAUUCGAUGGCCUUCAUUAUGGUGCUGCUUUUAUUGGCUUUGAUGAAUUCCACCUUAUUCGUCAAGGAGUGCUCCUUGCCAUCGAGACUUUUGGCGUUUCUCAUAUCCUUCCCAUUUUAGCUCUUCCACUGCUGGUCUUGUUCCAGUAUUCUCCAGAGGGUGCCAAAGAAAAACGAAUAUUCUUUAAUAAGUUGAUUCAGGUCUUGUUGAUAUAUGGGCUUCUUACUGCAGUUACAACUACUUUUACAGCAAUUUGUGUGACAAUUCAAAGGCGUCAUUUGAUGGUAUGGGGGCUCUUUGCUCCAAAAUAUGUAUUUGAUGUGGUCGGCCUCAUUCUUACAGAUACCUUCAUCUGCUUGACUGCUCUUUUUUAUUUCUAAUCAUCAGUUAUCAUCGGAUAAAUCACACUUUGAUAGCUGAUGGGCCGGAGGCUUCAUAUUCAGGGGCUGAGGAACAUGAAAGGGAUCAGGGAUGGCUUCAGUGAGACGUAGAGUUGUUUUCCCUGCCCUUUCUGUGGUUUCCCUCACAUCUGGUUUCGACUAACAGCAUUUGUCAUGACUUGCCUGGCUUUCAGUUACUCUCCCUUCUCUCUGGCUUUGCUUAUAAUUCAGUUUUGUGUUUUUGAGAUUUUGGUUCCAGAUCUCUGUUAGCAUAAAUGUGUAAGUAAUAUCUUUCUUGUGAUUGGCUUUUUUUUGGACACUGAAUAGUUUUACAGAGUGAUUCCUUCAGGAUGAAGUUUUUAAAGGCUUUUUCAGUUCUACCUUAA
Nymphaea colorata (pocket water lily) is the source of this 4140-nucleotide messenger RNA. RefSeq lists its product as uncharacterized. NCBI's taxonomy places the organism in Eukaryota, Viridiplantae, Streptophyta, Magnoliopsida, Nymphaeales, Nymphaeaceae. The transcript is spliced from 21 exons. Bases 515 to 3754 code for a protein of 1079 amino acids. Gene Ontology annotation, molecular function: mannose-ethanolamine phosphotransferase activity. The record is from RefSeq and is a predicted model, not a curated record. Gene Ontology annotation, cellular component: endoplasmic reticulum membrane. Gene Ontology annotation, biological process: GPI anchor biosynthetic process.